UACAGCACCAGACAACACUGACAGCAACAAAUGAUAAAAAAAUUAAUUUUUCACGCACGUGCUUUUUACACCAAUUUGCGCCAUCUGUGAUGGAUAGGAGAACAAAUCUCGCAACCCUUACUGCCUCUCAGUCCCUGUGCCGAUGUUCUACAAAUUCGUCAUUUCCCUCUACACAGUUGACCGAGCCUGGCUAAUAACUGCGGUGCAGAAACUUGUGGUAUUUAACAGCUGAUAAUUCCAUUCUUAUAGGUAACUAGAUCAAAAUGGUGGACGGUAUUCAAAUUCUGGAGGAGCGAGUCACUUCUCUUGAAAAGCAGAUUUAUGGCACUGGUAGAACGUCUGCAGCCAGCAGUGCAUCGCCUGAAACUCCUGUUAUUGAAAACCUCAUAAACGCAAAUGUUUUCGUAUCUUCAGCACUUUCUGGGCGUGAAAAUGCCAACGCAUUAAUUAAUAGGUUGCCUGAAUUGAGCAGCUAUUUAGACCCACACUUCGAAGAUAGUGAAUUACAAACAGAUGCUAAACUAGAGUUUCUACUAGCUACGGAAUUGGAAAUUAGAGAGAAUCUUCGUCUACUAAAUGAAAUGGAAAAACUAAUACCAGUUUUGGAAACCGAUCGCAUUCGAGAUGUACCAGAAUUGUCUAAAAAAUUGAGCAGUAUCACGUUGAACUAUCUGAAUAUGAACGAACAAUCGAAGACAUUAACAGGCGAAAUUCAUCAGCUAUUUUCCAAAUAUAACUCUAUUAUAACUAGCAUCUCAGAAUUGCUUAUUACAAUGGAUGCCCGAAUUACUGCUGCCGAAAUAGCUGCUAUGCCUAAAAAACAAAUAGAUUAAAGAUGUCAUUCUUGAAAUCUGUCCCAUUAAUUUAUUUUUUAUCUGAUAUAUUUGUAUUUAUUUAAUAAAUUUAUUUCUUAUUUGAAAAUUUUUUGAUAAUUUGGAUUUAAAAAAUACAUUUUUAAUCGAGGCGAUUUUUGGAUAAAAGCUAAAUACAUGAAUCCGCCAGUUUGAGAAAAUCGACUUAAAAGUUUUCAUUUAAGAAAUAAUUCAUGACAAAUAAUAUAAUCAAUAAAUUUUCUUAAAAUAGUG
Messenger RNA from Belonocnema kinseyi, 1085 nucleotides. RefSeq names its product dynactin subunit 3-like. The coding region runs from base 264 to 833 and encodes 189 amino acids. Gene Ontology annotation, biological process: cytoskeleton-dependent cytokinesis. The record is from RefSeq and is a predicted model, not a curated record. The transcript is spliced from 2 exons. NCBI's taxonomy places the organism in Eukaryota, Metazoa, Arthropoda, Insecta, Hymenoptera, Cynipidae. Gene Ontology annotation, cellular component: dynactin complex.